AUGUUUCUUAACUACGAUGUAUGGGAUGCAAAUCCUCCGUCUCCUAGAAUCCGGUUUCGCACAAAAUACCUAUCUUCGCUCCACCAGAAGAAUAAAGGAAAAGGACGCGUGGGACAUGAUAAAGUGCACCAGGAUGAUCCUUACGUCGUUGUGUGCAUAGGCGGCUGUUUCAGCUUCCUGCGUGACAGUCUGAUACAGGGUGGUGCUUGCUCUUGUUUGGGUGUUUCCUCUCUUUCCUCUCUAACACCCUCCCUCUUUCUCUGUUGUUAUUGUUGUUGUUUCCUCCUGUCAAUUAAUCGCACUGGCACAGUCCCCUCCAGCGCCCCUCCUCAAUUGAGUCUCCCUUCGGGUCCAUAG
Molecule: messenger RNA, 357 nt
Organism: Morchella importuna
Lineage: Eukaryota; Fungi; Ascomycota; Pezizomycetes; Pezizales; Morchellaceae
Exons: 4
Coding region: 1-357 (118 amino acids)
Source: RefSeq, a predicted model, not a curated record